Messenger RNA from Stegastes partitus (bicolor damselfish), 481 nucleotides. RefSeq names its product dynactin subunit 6-like. The record is from RefSeq and is a predicted model, not a curated record. Bases 1 to 288 code for a protein of 95 amino acids. Gene Ontology annotation, cellular component: dynactin complex. Gene Ontology annotation, molecular function: dynein complex binding. The transcript has 3 exons. Gene Ontology annotation, biological process: mitotic spindle organization. NCBI's taxonomy places the organism in Eukaryota, Metazoa, Chordata, Actinopteri, Pomacentridae.
AUGACGAAUGUAAAGAAAUCCGUCUCCUUUCUCUCCUGGACCUCAGCCGACCUCGGCAGGAACGUGAUCCUGACCGGCGGCUGCAUCGUGGGCGCCUGCUGCCAGGUCAACACCUGUGAGGUCGUCCCCGAGAACACUGUGGUCUACGGGUCCAGCUGCAUCCGCCGGGUCCAGAGCGAGAAGCCUCAGCCUCAGACGCUGCAGCUGGACUUCCUGAUGAAGAUCCUCCCCAACUACCACCACCUGAAGAAGACGGUGAAGGGCGGCGGCACCCCGGUCCGGAACUGAAGCAGGAACCAACGGUUCUGUCAGCUUCUGGUCUCUGAUGUGUGAAAACCAGCUUCACUUUGCUUUUAGAUCCAUUUUAUGCCUGUUUAUGACGCGUCUGUGUUGAUCAGUGCUCCAGUAAAUAAAUGGUUCUGCUUGGUGGCCACCAGGAGGCGCCGCUGAGCAGCUCUGUGACGCUCUUUGUUCCAUCAAA